AUGACCUCCAUCCCGGUUAAACUCUUUCUUCGGAGCACUAAAAAAGCCCAUCCAGACAUUCCUCUAAGUCACAUGAAGUCGGUAGAGAUCGGUCGUAGUCCCCAAACCAAGAUCAAAGACACCAAAGUCUCGAAGAAACACUUGAGACUUCUGGCCAAUUGUUUCGCCAGAAGUGUUCAAGUCACUCAAUUGGGAGCUAAUCCCAGUUGGGUCCAAGGAUCGAUUCUGAAAACAGACGAAACUCGGAACAUUGCCCCUAAUGAUAUCCUGGAACUUGGUCAAGAUGACCACCGCUACGAGCUGAUCAUGGAAGCUCCCAAAGCCACGAAAGAUCCGUCCCAAACCCAUCUUGAGGAUCGAGCGCUGGUUCAUCCGGGUCAUUGGUCAAUGGCUUUGAUUCGUGCCAUCAAAGAUGAUACUCUCAAACUCUUCGAAGACGACUCGAUGGUUGUCAUUCGGGAUGCCUACCCAAAAGCCCGGCAACAUUAUCUGGUUGUGGCCAAAGAUAGCAUUGACUCUUUGAAAGAGAUGGAUCUCGAGAACGUGGCUCUCUUGGAGCAAAUGAUAGCCAAGGGCCACGAUUUCAAAGCCAAACAUCCGGAUUUGGAAUUCCGACUGGGUUUCCAUGCCAUCCCAAGCAUGGCCCGGCUUCAUCUUCAUGUGGUGAGUCAAGACUUUGAUUCGCCUUGUCUCAAGAACUUGAAGCAUUGGAACUCUUUCACCAGCGAGUUCUUCGUGCCCGCAGAUGUGGUCUUGGCGAAGAUCAAAAGUGACGGCGUGUACCCGCAGAUUUCUGGUGAGGAGAGCAAGAAGCUUCUGAGUACGCCGUUGAAAUGUCACAAAUGCUCCUACAAGCCAAAACAUCUACCUGAUCUCAAGAAGCAUAUCGUGUUGAAGCAUUACCCUAAAAAGAUGAGGGAAUAA
Molecule: messenger RNA, 924 nt
Organism: Tigriopus californicus
Lineage: Eukaryota; Metazoa; Arthropoda; Copepoda; Harpacticoida; Harpacticidae
Gene: Aptx
Product: aprataxin-like
Exons: 1
Coding region: 1-924 (307 amino acids)
Biological process (GO): single strand break repair; double-strand break repair
Cellular component (GO): nucleus
Molecular function (GO): double-stranded RNA binding; mismatched DNA binding; single-strand break-containing DNA binding
Source: RefSeq, a predicted model, not a curated record